Molecule: messenger RNA, 1952 nt
Organism: Vidua macroura (Pin-tailed whydah)
Lineage: Eukaryota; Metazoa; Chordata; Aves; Passeriformes; Viduidae
Product: cytochrome P450 2J4-like
Exons: 9
Coding region: 1-1473 (490 amino acids)
Biological process (GO): xenobiotic metabolic process; arachidonate metabolic process
Cellular component (GO): intracellular membrane-bounded organelle; cytoplasm
Molecular function (GO): heme binding; oxidoreductase activity, acting on paired donors, with incorporation or reduction of molecular oxygen, reduced flavin or flavoprotein as one donor, and incorporation of one atom of oxygen; iron ion binding
Source: RefSeq, a predicted model, not a curated record
AUGUUGAGCAUAACUCAAGCUCUUGUAGCUGUGGCUGUAUUUCUUCUAAUUACGCAGUUUUUAAAGUUGCAGCAAGUGCGGAGACGGUUUCCUCCUGGACCAGUCCCUCUCCCAGUCUUUGGGACACUGAUACAGCUGAAAUUUCAGUUUGAUCGUGAUCUUCUCAUGCAGCUGGCAAAAACUUAUGGCAACAUAUUCACCUUAUGGUUUGGAUGGGCCCCAGUGGUUAUAUUGAAUGGAUUUCAAGCAGUGAAGGAUGGUAUGACCACACACCCUGAAGAUGUUUCUGGCAGGCUGGUGUCACCUUUCUUCAGAGCAAUGGCCAAAGGAAAAGGAAUUAUGUUGGCGACUGGUCACACCUGGAAGCAGCAGAGAAGGUUUGCUCUGAGGACUUUACGCAACCUUGGUCUGGGGAAAAGAGGACUGGAGUACCGAGUGCAAGAAGAAGCCCACUACCUGGUAGACUUCUUUGCAAGUAUGAAAGGGAAACUUGUGAAUCCUUCUUUCCCUCUUGUCCUUUCUGUCUCAAAUGUAAUUUGUGCUGUCGUGUUUGGACAUCGUUUCUCCAGAGAAGAUGAGGCCUUUCAUGAACUGAUAAAAGCUACAGAACAUGUCUUCAAGUUUGGGGGCAGCUUUAUUCAUCAUCUCUAUGAAAUCUUCCCCUGGCUGAUGAGUCGUCUCCCAGGGCCUCACAAGAAGGCAUUGGCUUGUUAUGAUGUCCUGAGCAACUUUACACGGAGAGAGAUCCGAAUGCACACAGAGCGUGGGGCACCAGAGGAGCCGCAGGAUUUCAUUGACUUCUACCUGGAUCACAUUGAAAAAUCCAAAGAUGAACCCAGGUCAACAUACAAUGAAGACAACAUGGUUUAUUCUAUAAAUGACCUUUUCUUGGGUGGAUCAGAGACAUCAAGCACUACAUUGAACUGGGGCCUUCUCUAUAUGGUGGCAAACCCAGAAAUCCAAGAGAAAGUGCAGAAGGAGCUGGAUGCUGUUCUGGGUCCCUCCAAAUUAAUCUGCUACGAGGAUCGGAGGGAGCUGCCCUACACAAAUGCUGUGAUUCAUGAGAUCCAACGCUUCAGCAACAUUAUUUCAACUGGCAUGCCCAGGGUGUGUAUGAGGAACACAACCCUGCUUGGCUUUCCCCUCAAAAAGGGCACCAUAGUUCUUCCAAAUAUUGCUUCAUCUUUGUAUGACCCAGAGCGGUGGGAAACACCUCGACAGUUCAACCCUGGUCACUUCUUGGAUAAGGAUGGAAACUUUGUGGCCCAAGAAGCCUUCUUACCAUUCUCAAUAGGGCACCGGGUGUGUUUGGGGGAGCACUUAGCCAGGACCGAGCUCUUCAUUUUCUUUGCCAGCCUGCUGCGGGCGUUCACCUUCCGCCUCCCCGAGGGAGUGACCAGGAUCAGCACGGAGCCCAUUUUUGGGGGCACUCUGCAGCCCCACCCCUACAGGGUCUGUGCCAUCCCACGCUAGGCUGGACAUGUGCAGUGUGCACAGACCAUCUAUGAAACAUCUUUCUGAUUUUUCUGAACGUAUCUCUUGAGACCAUAUAAUAAUUUUUGUAUUGGAUUUGAAUUUCUAGUUCAAAAGCCACCUUUUGUCUGCAGUAGAUAAUUUUAUUUAGACCCUAUUACCUGCUCACAAACGUGAUCUUUUUUUGUGAUAAAAAUUAUUUUGAUUUGUAAGACCCCAUCAUUCUCAGCCAUAAAGGCAUCUUGCAGUUGCUCUCUGGCCUGGCAGGUAUAAAUAUGUGAGCAAAUGACAAAAUUGACUGCCAGACUUCAAAAAUUCAUUCAUUUUCUCUGAAAAUGAAUUAAUUCAUUAUCCUGUUUCCAAAAGCCAAUUGGAAAAACAUACCUGGAAAAUUCUGCCUCUUGAUGUCACUAUCAUCAAUAGCAACAUUUCAGUCAACUUUUUGUUGAUGGUCACUAAUAAAAGAUAUGAAGGAAAAA